CUUGGUCCUCAUUGGUCGCUGAGUGGCAGCCAAGGCCCGCUCCCAGCCGCGCUGCGCGUGCGCCGUGGAGUUAGCGGCUGCGGCGGCGGCUGGUGCGGGCUGCAGCGGCCAUGGAGGGGGGCGAGGGCUUGGUGUCGGUGGAUUACGAGGUGUCGGGCAGGGUGCAGGGUGUCUUCUUUCGCAAGUAUACCCAGAGCGAGGCCAAGCGGCUGGGGCUGGUUGGCUGGGUGCAGAACACGAGCCAUGGCACCGUGCAGGGACAGGCCCAGGGCCCGGCCGCCAGGGUGCGGGAGCUGCAGGAGUGGCUGCGGAAGAUCGGGAGCCCCCAGUCCCGCAUCAGCCGGGCGGAGUUCACCAACGAGAAGGAGAUAGCGGCGCUGGAGCACACUGACUUCCAGAUCCGGAAGUAACCUUGUCCAGAAAGCAGCCAACCUAGAGCACAGGCUGCCCUCGCCGAACAUCCCCACCUCCCGCCUGCUCAAUCAGCUGAUAUCCAGCUCUAGAGAACUUUUAUUUUGUUACAUUUCUAACUUAUUGGUUUGUUGUGCUGUUAUGUAGUGAUAAAACACCCGCGUCGCUUUGAGAGGUGGAACGUAGCUCGGUGCUGUCUGUGCUGAAGAGGCUGCCCGGGGGCACAGCCUCUGGUCCCCGAAGGCCUGUGCAGAGCGAGGUCUGAGCGGCAGUACUGAGUAACGUCUGUGAUUGGUGCAGUGCCGCGCUCACGUGGAGGAAAUUGCAGAAGUGGUACCAGCUGUAAAUAGUGCUGAAAGUGAGUUUGUUGUGACCUAAAUGUCUCCGAAGCAAUUUAUUUUGUUCUCUACCCGCGCAGAAGUUUAUUUUUAUUAGAAUAAAAGUACUUGGAGCUUGCUUGA
Numida meleagris (helmeted guineafowl) is the source of this 872-nucleotide messenger RNA. RefSeq names its product acylphosphatase 1 (gene ACYP1). The transcript has 2 exons. The record is from RefSeq and is a predicted model, not a curated record. NCBI's taxonomy places the organism in Eukaryota, Metazoa, Chordata, Aves, Galliformes, Numididae. Gene Ontology annotation, molecular function: acylphosphatase activity. The coding region runs from base 111 to 410 and encodes 99 amino acids.